UUCAGGGCAGAAGAUGGAGCUAGGGACAGGCCGAGAGCAUCCGAGGACGGAAACCUCAGGUGGCUUUCGAAGGGCGUGGGGGCGCAGGACUUCCCUAGAAAAGGUGCUUCUUGGGGUCUCUGGGGUGGCGGUGCUGGCCUGCAUGGCGGUGGUGGGGACCCUCGCUACAUCUCGCUCUCAAGCCUUCCCGACGCUCUCUCCCGACACGCUCUCAUCGCAGGCAAAGGAGUCACAGACAAGGCUGACUGCUGAGGUGAUUCAAGAUAAUUUUUUGAAGUUCAUGAAAGUUCAUGGUGAUAAAGCCCACAGGCUCCCUGUGUAUAACACUCAAACUGCGUCGGGCAAAGUGGAGAUCUGUAGUACAGAAGAGUGUGUGCUAGCUGCUGCAGAUAUCCUAGAUGCAAUGGAUUCCUCAGUUGAUCCAUGUGACAAUUUCUACCAGUUUGCAUGUGGCGGCUGGGAGCAGAAAAACCCCGUGCCGGAUGAGUCUUCAAGGUGGGGCCAGUUUGAUCUUCUCCGACGUGAGCUGAGCAACGCUCUGAGUGUCAUACUAGAGGAACCAGAAGCUGCUGAUGAUCCCUCACCUCUGAAAAAGGCCAAAGCCAUGUUCUCUGCUUGUAUGAAUACAACUGCUCUGGAAGAAGCCGGCCUAAUACACCUAACAGACUUCCUCUCUCUGUAUGGUGGAUGGCCCAUGGCUUCAGCAGAUUGGAAUGAAAAGAACUUUGACUGGCAAUCCACAGUUGCUGAUGCGAGGAAGGUCCUUAGCAGUGCAUACCUACUGAACGUGUGGGUGUUCGCUGAUCAGAAAGACACUGACACGACAGCCUUGUACAUUGAUCAAACCUCACUGGGCCUGCCAAGAUCUGUGCUAAUUAAUCCCUCUAACUAUGAAGAGCGAAUCAACGCUUACAAAACUUACAUGGUUGAGACCGCAUCUAUCAUGGCCAAAUAUCUUGGUCAGUCUGUAAGUAGCGAGGACAUCCAGUUUGAUGUAAAUGAUGUCUUUGACUUUGAAAUGCUUCUUGCCAAUAUCACGACCCCUGAUGAAGAUCGGCGAGAUAUUGACCGCAUGUACAAUCCCAUGACAGUGGCAGAGCUGAGUGACCUCACACCUGGCACCAGCAUCAACUGGCAGCAGCUCCUCUCCAAUAUGUUUGCCGUCGCUGGAAACCCUAUUGAGAGUACCACACGGGUUAUUGUACAGGAGGUGGAGUAUGUGAAGCGAAUGGCUGUACUCAUCGAUACCACAAACAAGCGGACACUUGCUAACUACAUCAUGUGGCGUCAUGUAAAGGCCCUCGGUGACGAGACCAACCAGGAGAUGCGUGAUGCAUCCUUCAGGUAUGCCAUGGUGGCCAAUGGAGUGACUGCAGCUGAACCUAGGUGGAAGGAUUGUGCUGACAAGACCAAUGGUUUCCUUGGCAUUGCCCUUGGAACCAAGUAUGUCGAGACCUACUUUUCGCAGCAGGCCAAGGAUGAGGCCAGUGAAAUGGUGGAGGACAUUCGCUCAGCCUUUAGGGAUCUCCUUGAUGUCAACGACUGGAUGGAUGAAGCAACUAAACCUCUGGCUGUGGAAAAGGCAGAUGCCAUUUCCAAAUUCAUCGCUUAUCCUGACUGGUAUGGAAACACCACCGCGCUUGAGCACUUCUAUGACGAUCUUGGUGAUGUCCACAUAGAUAGACACUUUGGCAAUGUGUUGACUCUCAGUUCCUGGUGGAGUACAGAUGAACUGAAUGACUUUGGCCUCCCAACGGAGCGAAGCAAGUGGUUCUCGGCGCCAACCAUUGUCAAUGCCUUCUAUAUGCCAGAGUUUAACUCAAUCACUUUCCCUGCGGGCAUCCUGCAGCCACCUUUCUACCGUGCUAACUCCCUGCAGGCCCUUAACUAUGGUGGUAUUGGCCAGGUAAUUGGUCACGAGAUCACUCACGGUUUUGACGACCAGGGCCGUCAGAAUGACAAGAACGGCAAUGCCAUCGCCUGGUGGACGAAUGCCACUUUGGAGGCAUUCAAGGUAAAAGCCCAGUGCAUCGUCGACCAAUAUGACAACAUUCGGGUUCCUGAGAUCGAUGAGUUCAUGCCAAAUGCCACACUCAAUGGUGUUAAUACGCAGGGUGAAAACAUUGCUGACAACGGCGGUUUAAGAGAAGCCUUUUUGGCCUACCAGAAGUACAUUGAUCGUAAUGGAGAAGAACCACGCCUUCCUGGCCUCGAUCAAUACUCCCCCCAGCAAAUCUUCUUCCUUUCUAAUGCCAACAUCUGGUGUGGUUCUAUUACCAAGGAAGGUCUUCUGAACCAGGUGCUUACUGACCCUCACUCCCCAGGCAAGUUCCGUGUAUUGGUUCCCAUGCAAAACAUGAAAGAGUUCUCGAGUGUGUGGAGCUGUCCUGGUGGCUCUAACAUGAACACUGAGGAAAAGUGUGUCGUGUGGUAAUAGGAAUGAGAGGAACAGGAGAAAUGUUUAUAUUUCAUUAUUGGUGUUUCUAACAACAAUUUCAAGUAUCUAGAUGAAACAGAAUUGUGAUGGAUAGGAAAAGGUGCUUAAUUGCAUAUCAAUAUUUUCAUUCUUUAAUCUUGUGGAAUACGAUGGCUUAACUAGUGACUUGGGGCUAGACUACACAUAUAUUAUGAGUGUAUGUUUCGUAUAGAAGCACAGUCUCUAUACAAUCAUAUUCUGGUGUGUAGAGUUAAAAGAAAUUUCUACAUGAAUAUAUACUUCCAAGUCUUCCUACAGUGGGAAAACUGAGGAAAGUAGAUUAAGGAUACAAUAAAAUAGAAAAAGAAUCUA
Molecule: messenger RNA, 2788 nt
Organism: Penaeus chinensis
Lineage: Eukaryota; Metazoa; Arthropoda; Malacostraca; Decapoda; Penaeidae
Product: neprilysin-1-like
Exons: 5
Coding region: 14-2434 (806 amino acids)
Biological process (GO): protein processing
Cellular component (GO): plasma membrane
Molecular function (GO): metalloendopeptidase activity
Source: RefSeq, a predicted model, not a curated record